AUGGUCGAUCAUUCAGUAUCAUAUCCUGAUAAAAGAGAUUCCAAGGCUUUGGUUAUCGCCAAUGACCGUCUAUAUGCCUCCGUCAAUAAGUCAACAGGAAUCAUGGAUAUCCUGACUCUAGAUGGGCAGAACCUCCUCGGCACGAAAGAGUAUAAUGAAGUCACCCCUGGUGGUAAUGCAGCUGGCCAGAACGGUAUCGGACCAUAUCUGGACUGCUAUUGUGUGCCUUCUGGCGCGUAUACUCCCGGCAAGUAUGCUACAUUCAAACUAUUCAAUGGCAGUGACUCGACUGGAGUACCCUAUGGUGGUAUCGUUAUGUCGGAAAUUUAUCCAAUUACUGGGCAAGUGCUCGAGCAGUAUUGGUUUUUGAGGGACACAGAGAGUGGGCUACAUACUUUUUCUCGUUUGGCUUAUUAUAACGAGACGAAGCCGUUCUUGAGGAACCUGCAAGAGUUCAGAACGCUGUUCAGACCGACUACACCUCUGUGGACUCACAUCUCGACAAACGACAAGAUCAAUGCUCCUUUACCAUCAUCAGACACUCUGAAGUACUCAAAGACAGUCCAGGAUGCGACUUGGUAUAUUGGCAACUAUACCGAGGCACCUUAUGUGGAGCAAUUCGCCGAUUACUUCACAAAGUAUACUUUCUCGGACGAGUGGAGAGACCACAAAGUCCAUGGAAUGUAUGGCGACGGAUCCACGAGCAAGGACGGGUCGACUUUCGGCGCUUGGCUUGUGAUGAAUACUGUCGAUACCUACUUUGGUGGUCCAACACACUCUGAUCUGACGGUGGACGGUAUUGUAUAUAACUACAUCUCUUCGAAUCACCAUGGAGAUAACGUCCCUAAUAUCACUACCGGAUUUGACCGUACCUUUGGGCCUCAAUACUUCCACUUCAACAAAGGAUCCAACACGACCACCUUGGCAGAGUUGCGUGCGGAGGCCGAACAAUUUGCCUCCCCUAUCUGGAACACUGCAUUCUACGACUCUAUCGCUCAUCUGGUGCCAAAUUACAUUCCAUCCACGAAAAGAUCGACAUGGAAGGGUCGCAUCGAUCUGCCCAAGGGUGCAAAGCGUCCCAUUGCCGUGCUCGCCCAGAACGGUGUCGACUUCCAGGACAACGUUCUAGACGUCCAAGCUUACCAGUAUUGGGGUGAUGUUGACCAGAAAGGAAAUAUCGAGAUCCCUAUGGUUAAACCGGGGACUUACAGACUCACCGUAUAUGCCGAUGGCAUCUUUGGUCAGUAUAUCCAAGACGAUAUCGUGGUUGCACUCGGCAAGGUCACCACGACCAAAGUCAAAUGGCGUGAAGAGACUGCCGGAAAAGAACUCUGGCGUAUCGGUACCCCUGAUCGCAGCAGCGGAGAGUACAGGCAUGGCGACCAAGGUGAUCCAAGCAAGCCCUUACAGCCUCCCGAGUACAGAAUAUACUGGGGUAAUUGGGACUUCCCGAUCGAUUACCCUGAUGGCGUGAUUUUCGAGGUCGGCAAGAGCGAUGAGCAGAAGGACUUCAAUUAUGUCCAUUGGAGCGUGUUUGGCGGCUAUGCAAACUCGGUUAGACCAGAGCCCUACUAUGAGAAGGUCAAUAACUGGACCGUAUUGUUCAAUGCGAAGAAGAGCGAAUUGAAGAAAGCAAAGGACGCUACCCUCACAAUACAACUGGCAGGUGCAAAGACAGCUGCCGGCAACACAGACAACUGGAAUGCGACACAGCUGUGGAACAACCUACCCCUGACAGUAGUCAUGAACGGCAAUGAGCUCGAGCCUUGGGAUAUCCCGUGGAACCAAAGCAGUUCAUGCGCCACCAGAUCUGCUGUGAUCUGUUAUGCUCUUGCGCACAAGUACGAGUUCGACGCCGUCCUGUUGAAGGAAGGCCAGAACACGAUGAUCUUGAGCUUGCCGUUCAAUGCCACAGAUUAUGAGAGUGCAGUGCUUCCAAGAAGUACCUAUGUCCAGUACGACAGCUUGCGACUGGAAGUCGAGUAG
Aureobasidium subglaciale EXF-2481 is the source of this 1986-nucleotide messenger RNA. Its product is annotated as polysaccharide lyase family 4 protein. Gene Ontology annotation, biological process: carbohydrate metabolic process. Gene Ontology annotation, molecular function: carbohydrate binding; catalytic activity. The record is from RefSeq and is a predicted model, not a curated record. The transcript is spliced from 7 exons. Bases 1 to 1986 code for a protein of 661 amino acids. Lineage: Eukaryota; Fungi; Ascomycota; Dothideomycetes; Dothideales; Saccotheciaceae.